UUGAACUGUUGCAGUUAAAGUCAAAUUCCUGCAGAUGCAGCUUCUGAGAACCAAUUCGACAACCCCACAUCAGAAAACCAAGACUUAUCAACUGGGUGUUAUUUUUCUCAAAUUUUGCAGGAAAAAGCAGAGUUAUCAGCCAUGGAAAUGGAAGCAGAAGAACAUGAAAAAGAAAGUCUUCACCCUGAGUCUGGGAACCAAAUGCAGAAAAUCCCCGUAAAGGGUGUCCGAGAUUUGCUAUGGACACCCAUAAAUUGGUUUAGAAUGCUGAGCAGCGAGUUGCAUUGGAGCUUUGUGGUAGGUGUGGUGAUCGUGUACGGAAUCAGCCAGGGUCUGAGCAUGGGGUUGAGUAGAAUUAGCAUACAGUAUUACUUGAAAGACGAAGAGAAAGUGCAGCCUUCUGAGGCACAAAUCUACUUUGGCAUCAUCCAAAUUCCAUGGAUUGUGAAGCCUCUUUGGGGUCUCCUCACUGACACUCUUCCUGUUCUUGGCUACCGCCGAAAACCCUACUUCGUUUUUGCUGGUUUGCUUGGGGUGACCUCCAUGCUUGUGUUAUCACUAGACAAGAAUUUAAAUCUCACAAUGUCCUUGCUGGCUCUGAUGGCGGGGAGUGCUGGAGUAGCAAUUGCCGAUGUAACAAUUGAUGCCUGUGUUACACAGAACAGUAUAAGCCAUCCAUCCCUUGCCGGUGACACGCAAAGCUUGUGUGGACUGAGCUCUUCAGUUGGGGCACUGGUCGGAUUUUCACUUAGUGGGUUUCUUGUUCACCUUGUGGGCCCUAAGGGUGUGUUUGGGUUGCUCAGCAUCCCUCCAGGGCUGGUCGUUUUGGUUGGGAUAAUGCAUAGAGAAUCUCAUGUGCGCAACUUUGCUUAUAAACGGGUCAGUGUAAAGUUACUGGAUGCUGGUAAGGCUAUGUGGACAACAUUAAAAUGCGGUAGUGUAUGGAGGCCUUGUUUAUACAUGUACUUGUCACUUGCUCUGGCCUUGAAUGUUCGUGAAGGAAUGUUUUAUUGGUACACUGAUGCAAAGGAGGGUCCGUCUUUCUCUAAGGAGAUUGUCGGAUCCAUAUUCUCUAUAGGUGCUGUUGGCUCCCUUUUGGGGGUCCUUCUCUACCAGAACUUUUUCAAAAAUUACCCUUUCAGGGAUGUUCUUUUCUGGACUCAGUUGCUCUAUGGUUUUUCAGGAUUGCUAGAUUUGGUAUUGGUGUUGCGCAUAAAUUUGAAAUUUGGUUUGCCAGAUUAUUUUUUUGUUGUCAUUGACGAAGCCGUUACUAUGUUGAUUGGGCGUAUGAAGUGGAUGCCCCUCCUUGUACUUAGUUCCAAACUCUGCCCUGCGGGUAUCGAAGGCACUUUCUUUGCGUUACUGAUGUCGAUUGACCAUGUAGGGAUGCUCUCAUCUACUUGGGCUGGAGGCCUCUUACUCCACAUCUUGAAUAUUACGCGGACACAAUUUGAAAAUCUUUGGAUGGCCAUUUUGAUCCGGAGUUUGUUGAGAAUUGUUCCUAUUGCGCUACUCUUCCUAAUACCCAGAAGCGAUCCCAACUUAUCCAUUCUUCCAUCUGAGAUGUUGAGGACCAAAAAAGCCGACGAUGUACAUGAGUAUGAGACACUUGAAAUGGCCUCCCUUGUCACUGGCACUUGAUCAGAACUAGGGAUUUGUUAACUGCAGUGUCGAGGAAGAAUCGCUUCUAAUGACUGUUGGGAGGUACUGGAGAAACCGUUUUUGGAAAUGUCAUAGCCACAUCCUUGAGAGAAGGCAUUUUUCACGUUCUCUAAUUACAAAAGACUAUUGAUUAUACUUUUACCAUGGUGAAGAACUUGGAUUCACAUACAGCAAUCUCUUUCCGCAACAGGUUCUAUUACCGCUCUAGUGUUAUGAGAAUGCACAUGGGACGAGCUUGGUGAUUCGAGGUAAGUCAUUGUGCAGGUGUUGCAUGCAUCUAGCUGAAGUAGUUGUCUGGUCUGAGAUUCAGAACCAGUAGCACUAUAGUCAGAUAAAGUGGGAGUGCAAGGAUGGACAGCCUGACGAUUUUUCUUACUCUCUUCUUGUUAGUGUAAAAUUGGCAAAUUCCUAGCAAAAUGCCUGAGUCUGUAAUCGCUUAGAUUUGUUACAUAGUUUCCGUUGUAAUUGUUUAAGUCUAAGGAUGUCUCUCACACUUUCGAUGCAAAGAUGAUACGUAAACAAGAUACUUAUCCAGGUACGUUUGCACGCAUGCAUCCAACUACAUUCAUAUCUCAUGUUAUUGUAUUUGAGAUAGGUCUCUUUUUCA
Molecule: messenger RNA, 2269 nt
Organism: Malus domestica (apple)
Lineage: Eukaryota; Viridiplantae; Streptophyta; Magnoliopsida; Rosales; Rosaceae
Product: probable folate-biopterin transporter 3
Cellular component (GO): membrane
Source: RefSeq, a predicted model, not a curated record